AUGAAAUAUUUGACAAUAAAAAAAACUCUUAGACCUGGGGAAGAUGACGAUAAGCUUUUUAAACUACUAACGGGAGAAUUUUCCGACAAAGAAAUGUUAGAUGAUGAAAAGGAAGAAAUUGAUUUUGAAGAAAUAGCUCACGACAAAAUUGAUUUUAAAGAAAUAGCUCACGACUAUGUUGAUUUUGAAGAAAUAGGUCACGAAGAAAUAGAAAAGGAACAAUCUGACGAAGAAGCCUUAUAUCAAAGGGAAGAAAGUGAGUUUGAUGAAGAAGAUUUACUUCCGCUUAGUGUUGUUCGCGAUAAUUUACUUGUAGUUCAAGCUCAAAAUGAUCCUACUAAGGCGAAACGUACUGCCUGA
Molecule: messenger RNA, 360 nt
Organism: Brassicogethes aeneus
Lineage: Eukaryota; Metazoa; Arthropoda; Insecta; Coleoptera; Nitidulidae
Source: the annotation of a GenBank genome assembly